Mizuhopecten yessoensis (Yesso scallop) is the source of this 681-nucleotide messenger RNA. RefSeq lists its product as uncharacterized. The coding region runs from base 1 to 681 and encodes 226 amino acids. The record is from RefSeq and is a predicted model, not a curated record. Gene Ontology annotation, molecular function: zinc ion binding; nucleic acid binding. Lineage: Eukaryota; Metazoa; Mollusca; Bivalvia; Pectinida; Pectinidae. The transcript has a single exon.
AUGGAACAGAAAGGGUUGUUCCUGGCGGUAUCAUUAAGAGGACAAGCACAAGAUGUCCUUGGAAAGCCCGACGACCGGCAACAGCAUUACUCAAUACUGAUAAAGUCUCUCGAGGAUAGGUUUGCGCCGCCACACGAAACAGAACUAUACCGUGUCCAAUUGUGGGGUAAGAGGCAAAAGCCUGGGGAGACCCUGCGAGAGUUAGGGCAGGCAGUACGGAGACUAACGACCCUAGCGUAUCCUACAGCACCAGAAGAGAUACAGGAAACACUUGCCAAGGAGCAGUUUAUCGACCCUUUAAUUGAUUCCGACAUGCGUAUAGGAAUAAAGCAAUGCCGACCUUCUAACUUGAACGAAGCGGUACGCUUAACACUAGAGCUGGACAUGUAUAAGCGGGCUGAAAAACGUCAUGAUGACGGGACCGGCUUCUUGCGACAGACCGUUGUAGAAGACGAGGUCACAGAGAGUAGCGCACCGGAAAACGAGCUGGGGUUAAUGAUAAAGGCAUUGACAAAUCAACUGGCAACCUUACAGAAGGACGUAGGUAAAUUGAAGUCUGUCACUGCAUCAAGUACUCGGGAUCAGCAAAGGAAAGAGGCUGGAGAGACAAAAGGCAAUGGGAAGUUCCGGUGCUAUAACUGUAGAGAGCAGGGGCAUAGCAAACGGAAUUGUCCAAAGUGA